Molecule: messenger RNA, 984 nt
Organism: Cordyceps militaris CM01
Lineage: Eukaryota; Fungi; Ascomycota; Sordariomycetes; Hypocreales; Cordycipitaceae
Product: DUF1665 domain-containing protein
Exons: 1
Coding region: 1-984 (327 amino acids)
Biological process (GO): maturation of LSU-rRNA; maturation of 5.8S rRNA
Cellular component (GO): preribosome, large subunit precursor
Source: RefSeq, a predicted model, not a curated record
AUGGCUGGUCCUCCUACCAACAAUAAGCGCCUCAUGCGCAGCAAGUUCCAGAAGCCCAUGAAACGACAAAGGCGUGAGCGACGUGUGCAAAAGGAAUACCACAGCGGCUCAGAGGAUGAGGACGAGGACGAGGGCGACGAGCAGCAGCAGCAAGACUUUGACGCUGUCAACCUGCUCGACUCGGACGACGAUAUUCACAAUGCCAAAGCCGACGACGUCGGCGGGGACGAUGGCAGCGACAAUUCGAGUUCAGAAGAGGAAGCCCCGCCGAAAGAGGCCCGGGUCGCCAAAGGCAGCGCAAAAGUCAAGGCCAAAAUGCCCAAGAAGCUAGCUACAGAUGACAACAGCGAUGUCGAGCAGGCCUUGCCCGAGGCAGAAGACAAUGACGAAGACGACGACGACGAUGAAGAUGACGAGGACAUGAAUGACGAAUUUGACCUGGACGACGACGAUGAGGAAGGCGGCUCCAGAAAACCCAAGAAGCGCAACGACCCCGCCGCCUUUGCCACAUCGCUGUCCAAGAUUCUGUCCACCAAGCUGUCAUCGUCGAAGCGCGCCGACCCGGUCCUGGCGCGCAGCGCCGCGGCGCACGCGUCGUCGCGGGCGGUCGUCGAGAGCGCGCUUGAGGCCAAGGCGAAGCGGCAGCUGUGGGAGCACAAGCGCAAGGCGCAGGAAAAGGGCCGCGUGCGUGACGUGCUCGUGGCCACGGCGGCCGUGCCGGAGACGACAACGUCGGACAUACUGGCGGCCGAGGGCAAGCUGCGCAAGACGGCGCAGCGGGGUGUCGUCAAAAUGUUCAACGCCGUGCGCGCGGCGCAGGUCAAGUCGGGCGAGGCGGAGCGCGCGACGAGGCAGGCCGGCGUGCUCGGCAUGGGGCGUCGCGAGGAAAAGGUCAAUGAGAUGAGCAAAAAGGGCUUCCUGGACCUGUUGGCGUCGGGGGGUCAGGCGCUCAAGAAGAGCGCGAGUGCGAUUGAGGAGGCGUAG